Penaeus indicus is the source of this 2827-nucleotide messenger RNA. Its product is annotated as heparan sulfate 2-O-sulfotransferase pipe-like. The coding region runs from base 186 to 1346 and encodes 386 amino acids. Gene Ontology annotation, cellular component: membrane. Gene Ontology annotation, molecular function: sulfotransferase activity. Lineage: Eukaryota; Metazoa; Arthropoda; Malacostraca; Decapoda; Penaeidae. The record is from RefSeq and is a predicted model, not a curated record. The transcript is spliced from 9 exons.
UUUGAGUGGAGGAAGAGUUCGUCUUGCUUUCGGAAAUGGUGGCAGAAAAAACCUCGCACUGAAACUUUCGUCUCUCGUGACAUUAAUGCCAAAGCAUGAUCUAGAAGUGCCAAAGUCGACAGUGUAAAGACAUUUUUUCUGCAGUUUGUGCCUGAUCUGUCAAAAAUUUCCCAUUCGGACUCAAAAUGACAACAAUCGGGAGACUGUGGCGGCAGUAUGUGCCAGCAAGAGUGAGCGAACUGCUAGCCGUGAUCAGCGUAACUUCUACCUGCAUGCUCUUCAUACACACAAGCCAUCUGCAGUCUCAGCUGGCUGUCUACACCAACCAUCUGGAUGACCCAACUGGAGUCCACCAAGCCGGGUCGUCGAGCGCCUUCGUGAGCCGGUCGGAGGCUGACGUCCCCAGCGCCGCGCAGAAGUCCUCCUCGCAUCACAAAUCGAAAUAUGGCGGCUUUAAUCUGGACGAGUUUCGGCAUAUUGACCCGAUGACUUUGAACAACACCGUGAACCACCCCAAGAUGACCCUAGUGUUCAAUCGAGUGCCCAAAGUGGGCAGCCAGAGCACCAUGGAACUGCUCCGCGCGCUCAGCUACAAGAACGGUUUCACGUUCCACAAGGAUCGCCCGCAAAAGGUCGAGAACAUCAAGCUAUCUGAAAGAGAGCAGAAACGACUGGUGCAGUUGGUGGAUGUCUUCCGGCCACCAUCUGUCUAUGUCAAGCAUGUUUGUUAUAUCAAUUUCACAACGUUCGACGUAACGCAACCAUUGUACGUGAACAUGGUGCGAGAUCCAGUUGAACGUGUUAUCUCAUGGUAUUAUUACGUUAGAGCACCAUGGUACUUCGUCGAACGCAAACAAGCUUUCCCUGAAUUACCUUUACCUUCGGCUAUGUGGCUACGGAAGGACUACGAGACGUGUGUGCUAACUGGAGACAGAGAAUGUCAAUACAAGGAAGGAGAUGAAAGACCUGAUUUCGCCCAACUCACAGAAUUUUUUUGCGGACAAGACAAAAAGUGCACUGGGUUCAACACGGAAUAUGCACUGCAGAAGGCAAAGGAAAACGUAGAGAGGCAUUACUCUGUUGUUGGCGUUCUGGAGGACCUCAACACUACCUUGACAGUCCUGGAACAUUAUGUCCCCAGAUUCUUCAGGGGAGCCAAAGAUCUAUACUGGAAUGAGGUGCAGAGAUUCUCCAAAGUAAACCGUAAUAUCUACAAACCACCCGUUCCUGACAGAAUAAAGGAUAUUGUGCGGAAGAACUUCACAAGAGAAAUAGAAUUCUAUGAGUUCUGCAAACGUCGAAUGUAUAUGCAAUAUGCUGCACUAAAUCUUCCUGAGACACCAUAAAAGACCGAUGUUCCUUUAGAAAAAUUAUAUAUGGAAAAGCCAGUUUGUUUCUCUUUUGUAGCAGCAAGAAUAUAUUUAUAUGGCUUGGUUUCUUCUAGCUCAAUUACUAUAUUUCACAAAUCCAUUAUUGCCAGAUUUUCAUGGCUUUGGAUUAACAUGUAAAAGAUGAUAUAAAUCAUUUGCCCAAAAAGCAUCAUUCUGUUAAUCCCACAGCAGAAUGAAUAGACUCUGGGAUGCAAUUCUUUGUGGCCAGUUAAAUAAUAGGAACAGAUUGGUGUGUACAAUAUAUCAUGUUGCAAGUGGAGCCAAUCAUUUCAACAGAAAUAUAUAUUGGUCUAUAGAGAGUUUAUUCCUAUUGGUUAUAGAUAACCUUGGGUUUAAGGCUUUUUUUUAUAGCCCUUCCAACUGAAACUGUAAAGUUUAUAUUCCUUGUAUCCUUAUUCUUGGUGCUUAUGUGAUAUUCUUAUUUUUAUACUCUUGAUCAUUGACUCGUUUCCUUAUCUCAGGUUUACUUCAGGUUUUUUCUCACCUCUGCAUCAUUAUUCAUAAACUGGUUUAUUAAUAAAGAAUUUUAGGAUAUAUUUCCAGGUUGUUAAAAGAACAUUCACUAAAUAUAAGAGCAGCUGUAUGUUAUGCAAAAACUACUACAGUGGAGACCAUUUUUCUAUAAUCAUCAAAUGCAUGAAAGUUAAUUUUUAAAAUAAUUCUCCCCUGUCCAAUGAGAUUUUAAAUUUAUUAUCAAUAAGAAUCCACUAAAAUUUGGAUAUACUUUUGUUAAUAAAAUCAGUGAUGUGACUUAAAUAAGACUCAUGAGGUUGUGAUAAAGACUAUUACCCCAUCACUGGCUUUUUUCUAGUCGUGGAGGCUGUCAGUUCCUCUUUAGUUCUUCUUAAGAGCCUAUUCUCAAAGCUUACUUAUAUAAAUGUAUUUCAGAACUUCAAAAGGAGUAGUGAUUGAUUCUUAUAAAAAACACUUACCUUGUGAAGCUACAUUUUUAAAGAAUAAACCAGAAUACUAUAAACUAUUCACUAAUUGGGCCUGUAUUCCUGUCUGAAGUGAUGUUAAGGUGCAGUUUAUUCAGUAGCACACUGCCUGACUGCAUAAUGAAUAAACCUACACAUAUACUCUAUUUACAAAUAUAUAUUUAAUAACCAGGCAGAAAAUAAGUUACAGAUUCUCAGUGUAAAUAUUGAUUUGGAGACUGUAGUAGAAUAGCACCACAGACUGUAGAACACUGGACACAAUGGCAAACCUCAGUUCCAGCACACUUUUACCUUAAUAGCACCGGGAUUGAAAACUUCCAUGUCCUACCUUCUAUUUGCCUUUUUCAACUGGAUGCUAAGGGCAUAUACCCUUAUCACUUCUUAAUAAUAUAGCCAAUUAUAUCAUUGCCAUAUCAUCAUUUUUUGUUAAUGUCCAUGUUCAUUGUGUAUUGCUUUCUUGACCCAUGUUGUUAAUUUAUGUUACAAUAAAUUUAUAUG